AUGGGUGGCUGUAUGCACAGUACCCAGGACAAAGCUCUCCACUUGGAAGGGGAUCCCAAUCCUUCUGCAGCCCCAACAUCCACCUGCACACCUAGGAAAAUGCCCAAAAGCAUUCCAGUAUCCAAACAACUGGCUUCAGCGAAAGCUCUGAGGAAGUGCUCAGAUCUGGAAAAAGCUAUUGCCACCACUGCUCUGAUUUUCAGAAAUUCUUCUGACUCUGAUGGUAAACUAGAAAAAGCUACUGCCAAAGAUCUGCUGCAAACCCAAUUUAGGAAUUUCGCAGAGCUCCCCUUCACCUUCUACCAUGAGUGGAAGCAGUCUGAGGUCCUCACCAGAUGCAGAUGCCUGAUCUUGAACUUUCCAGCCAUCAGAAUUGGACAAGAAACCAAGCCAAAAUACAGACAGAUCCUUUCUGAACUUGAUGAGCACACAGAAAAUAAGCUAGAUUUUGAAGACUUCAUGAUCUUGCUCUUAAGCAUCACUGUCAUGUCAGAUCUGCUACAAAAUAUAUGGAGUGUAAACAUUAUGAAAUAA
Molecule: messenger RNA, 534 nt
Organism: Symphalangus syndactylus (siamang)
Lineage: Eukaryota; Metazoa; Chordata; Mammalia; Primates; Hylobatidae
Gene: SNTN
Product: sentan, cilia apical structure protein
Molecular function (GO): transition metal ion binding; calcium ion binding; calcium-dependent protein binding
Source: RefSeq, a predicted model, not a curated record